UGAUAAAAAAUUGGCUGCUGGAUUCGACAAAGUGUCUUGAAAUAACGCUAUCCUUAUUUAUAUAUUUACAAUAAAUAAGGUUUAAAUUGUCUUUAAAUACAUAAUUUUUUUUUUUAAACGCGUCGCCCGGGUGUCCCCUCGAUUCUUUCAUACAAAAACAGCUAAAACCCUAAAAAGAAAAAACCAUCACAGACACUUUCCCUCCUUUUUCAUGGCAUGAGUCACUCUUCUUCCCUAGUUUUAAACCCUAAUCCUAUGGCUUUUUCUUCCGUUCUCCGCUUAUCUUCCUCUCUCUUCCGUCACCACCUCCCUCUCGCCCAGACCCGCUUCUCUAGGCUCCGCCACGGCUUUUCUAAACUCCGGUUCUUAUCAACAGGCUCUCCCUCUGGGACCCUCCUCCGGCCAGUGCAGGCACGCCGCAGAGACUAUUCUCCGGGGAGAGAGCAGAGGGACAAUGAAGAGCAAAAUGGCGGUCUCUUGGUGAGUGAUUCUAAUGGGGGCAGGAAUGGGCGAGUGGUGCCUACCGAGCUCCACAAAGAGGCCACAGAAGCUUACAUGGCCUAUGCCAUGUCAGUUUUGCUUGGAAGGGCUUUGCCAGAUGUCAGGGACGGGCUGAAGCCUGUGCACCGGAGGAUAUUAUUUGCAAUGCAUGAAUUGGGUCUUUCCUCAAGAAAGCCAUUCAAAAAAUGUGCUAGAGUUGUUGGUGAGGUUCUAGGUAAGUUUCAUCCCCAUGGAGACACUGCUGUCUAUGAUGCACUGGUGCGAAUGGCACAGGAUUUCUCUUUAAGGAGUCCACUCAUCCAGGGGCAUGGGAAUUUCGGUUCAGUUGAUGCGGAUCCUCCAGCCGCAAUGCGUUAUACAGAGUGCAGGCUGGAAGCACUCACAGAAGCAGUUUUGUUGGCAGAUCUUGAACUUGAUACAGUGAAUUUUGUUCCUAAUUUUGAUAAUUCCCAAAAGGAACCUUCACUUUUGCCUGCUCGUCUUCCAACAUUAUUGUUAAAUGGUUCAUCUGGUAUUGCGGUUGGCAUGGCAACCAACAUUCCUCCUCAUAACCUUGGUGAGCUAGUGGAUGUGCUAUGUGCACUAAUUCAUAAUCCAGAAGCCACUUUGCAGGAGUUGAUGGAAUACAUGCCUGGACCUGAUUUUCCAACUGGAGGACUAAUAAUGGGAAACCUUGGGAUUUUAGAGGCAUAUCGAACUGGGCGAGGCCGCAUCAUAGUCAGAGGAAAAACAGAUGUUGAAUUGCUUGACUCUAAAACCAAGCGAAUUGCAGUUAUCGUAAAAGAGAUUCCUUAUCAAACCAACAAGGCUUCUCUUGUGGAAAAGAUUGCUGAACUUGUAGAGAACAAGAAUUUAGAUGGCAUCAGUGACAUUCGUGAUGAAAGUGAUCGUUCUGGAAUGCGUAUUGUGGUUGAGCUGAAACGUGGAGCAGAUCCAUCGGUUGUGUUAAAUAAUCUUUAUCGUCUUACUCCUCUUCAAUCUAGCUUUAGCUGCAAUAUGGUGGGCAUUCUUGAUGGACAACCCAAACUAAUGGGUCUGAAAGAUCUGCUUCAGGCAUUCUUAGAUUUUAGAUGCUCUGUUGUUGAGAGACGUGCCAGGUUUAAGCUUUCCCAGGCUCAAGAGAGAAGACAUAUUGUUGAGGGUAUUGUGGUGGGACUUGAUAAUUUGGAUGAAGUGAUUCGUAUAAUUAAGCAGGCUACAAGCAAUGCAGCUGCAUCUUCUGGUUUGAGGAAUGAAUUAAAUCUUUCUGAGAAGCAAGCUGAAGCCAUAUUGGACAUAAGCCUCAGAAGACUUACUCUACUUGAGAGAAAGAAGUUUGUAGAUGAAAGUAAAUUGUUGUCAGAACAAAUCUCCAGGCUAGAGGAACUGUUGUCAAGCAGGCAAAACAUAUUACAGUUAAUUGAACAAGAAUCUGUAGAGCUCAAGAAUAAGUUUUCCAGUCCAAGGCGUUCGUUGUUGGAGGACUCUGACGGUGGUCAACUUGAAGAUAUAGAUGUUAUUCCAAAUGAAGAAAUGCUUCUGGCACUUAGUGAAAAGGGUUAUGUGAAGCGUAUGAAGCCCAAUACCUUUAAUCUAAAAAAAAAAAAAAAAAAAAAAAAAAGCGCACAUUCACUUUUCGAUUUUGAGGCCGUGUCGGACACUCCUUUAUGACAUUAUAACUUGCCAACUUAUUUCCACAGUGAUCGGGGAAUUGUGUACUCAGCUCGUGCUUUUAAAAUUCCAGAAUGCACCAGGACUGCUGCAGGCACACCACUGGUCCAGAUCUUAUCUUUAUCUGAAGGUGAAAGAGUAACUUCCAUCAUUCCUGUGAGUGAGUUUUCUGAAGAUCAGUUUCUACUUAUGCUCACUGUCAAUGGUUACAUCAAGAAAGUGCCUCUGAAUGUUUUCUCAGCCAUACGUUCAACAGGAAUCAUUGCAAUUCAAUUGGUUCCUGGUGAUGAAUUGAAAUGGGUUCGCUGUUGUACAAAUGAUGAUCUCGUGGCAAUGGCUUCACAAAAUGGAAUGGUUAUCCUAAGUGCCUGUGAAAAUAUCCGAGCACUAAGCCGGAAUACCAGAGGUGGAGUGGCCAUGAGACUAAAACAGGGAGAUAAGAUGGCAAGCAUGGACAUAAUACCGGCUGCAAUGCGAGAAGACUUGGAAAGGAUAUUAGAAGAUCCUAAGAACAAGAAUAAGGGUGGGGCUCCAUGGUUGUUAUUUGUGUCUGAGAAUGGUCAUGGAAAGCGGGUUCCUCUUACUAGCUUUCGACUAUCACCUUUAAAUAGAGUUGGUUUAAUUGGUUAUAAGUUUGCUGCAGAGGAUCGCUUGGCAGCAGUUUUUGUGGUUGGGUUCUCAUUAUCAGAUGAUGGUGAAAGUGAUGAGCAAGUGGUUCUAGUAAGCCAAAGUGGUACUAUAAAUAGGAUUAAAGUUCGUGAUAUUUCAAUACAGUCCCGCUUUGCAAGGGGCGUUAUUCUGAUGCGGCUGGAGCAUGCUGGGAAGAUUCAGUCAGUGUCCUUGAUUUCUGCAUUGGAGGCUGAGCCCAAGGAAGAUGCAACAGAAGUCGAGGCGCCUGUAACUUUUUCCCAGGCUUCAUAGUCUAGUGCAAAUUUUAGGAAUUUUUGUAUAUGCUAUGUAGAAUAGUUUAAUGACUAUAACAUCUUAUACAGUCUGAAACAAUUUUUGAGAUGACUGGUGGUUGAACAUCUUGUAUUAUGUCAAUUUUUUAAUUUAUGAAAGCUUCCUUGCAGGGCGGUCCAUGGGACAUGAUCUUUAA
This is a messenger RNA of Jatropha curcas, 3250 nucleotides long. Lineage: Eukaryota; Viridiplantae; Streptophyta; Magnoliopsida; Malpighiales; Euphorbiaceae. The record is from RefSeq and is a predicted model, not a curated record.